ACAAAUAUACUUGUUUUGUUUUCAGGAUAUAUAUGAGUGUGGACAUAAAUCGACAUUUUCAACGAACACAAUGAGUUUAUCGCGAUAUCAAGCGUCCCAAAGACCAUUGACAGAAGUUCAACAGCAAUAUUUACCUUUUGGAAAAUGUUUCCACAUUUUUUUCCUUUAUAAAACCUGCGAGAGUGAUUGUUUUUCUAUCAGACAAAUACAGGCUUUAAUGGAGGCAAAAGGAUUUGUAUGUGCGAGACAUGAAGAGGUUUUUAUACCAGGAUUUUCGAUAUUUCAAAAUAUAAAGGACUGCCUUGAAAGCUCAGUUGUUAUAUGUGUUUUGUUGACGCAGGAAUUUCUAAAGAGUCAAUGGUGUAUGAAAGAACUCAAUCUUGCUGUGAUGGGUCAAAUGAAGAACGAAAAUAAACAGCCAGUUAUUGUUCCUAUGGUUUCGGGAGUAGACGAAUCUGACAUCCCUGAAUGCGUUUCAGAUUAUACAUACUUAGAACUGUCACCUGACACGAUGGACUUUGCUUUAAGCUGCAGGUUAGAAAGAACAAUGAUGUAUGCUAUUGCAAAUUAUAAAAAUGAUACAGAAAUAGCUUUAGACAUGCUAGGUGUUUUACAAGCAAAUGAAAUGUUAUCAAUAUCCUAUAACUUGGACCAGGAAAAUGAACAGAUGAUAUUAUCAUGUUGCGAGAAUUAUCCGCUCUUAAAACAGGUUUUUGGUCUAGACUUCAGAAUUGAGAAACAUUAUUUUGAGCAUUGUUCAGUAUUCAUUAUCAAUUUUAUCAUGAAUUUUGAUAAAUUUGUUUUUUCUAAAAGCACAAAAGUCCAUGAUAUAAUUUCAGAAACAUGGGAAUUUUGUGUCGAUUCUGAACAAAGUGAUCUUUCCUGUUAUGACUUUUUGGAAAAUGACACAAAUAUAUUGACCAUUCAGAUCGAGAUUGUUCAUGACAAAGCCGAACUUAUAUUAUUUUGUUCUAAACCAAGACUAUCGAAGGGGCAAUACGUGAUGCCUUACAAAGCACUAGUAGUAUCCGAUAAAGACUCAUUACAAAACUUAUCAGAAGGAAAUCUUUUCACUUUUGAAGAGAAAAAUAAUAUCUUCCAUUGUCUUCUUAUAGAUAGUGGCAUGUUACCUGUAGAGAUGUAG
This is a messenger RNA of Mytilus trossulus (common blue mussel), 1144 nucleotides long. RefSeq lists its product as uncharacterized. The transcript is spliced from 2 exons. NCBI's taxonomy places the organism in Eukaryota, Metazoa, Mollusca, Bivalvia, Mytilida, Mytilidae. Bases 71 to 1144 code for a protein of 357 amino acids. The record is from RefSeq and is a predicted model, not a curated record. Gene Ontology annotation, biological process: signal transduction.